Messenger RNA from Zea mays, 2461 nucleotides. Its product is annotated as pentatricopeptide repeat-containing protein At3g22470, mitochondrial. Lineage: Eukaryota; Viridiplantae; Streptophyta; Magnoliopsida; Poales; Poaceae. Gene Ontology annotation, molecular function: protein binding; mRNA binding. Gene Ontology annotation, cellular component: mitochondrion. Bases 781 to 2430 code for a protein of 549 amino acids. The record is from RefSeq and is a predicted model, not a curated record. The transcript has 2 exons. Gene Ontology annotation, biological process: mitochondrion organization; RNA processing.
AUAGGCCUGUUCCAACUUUCUAAGAUGGGAACGGUACCCCAUCUUAUUCUUUUAAAAAAAUAGUUUUUUUUGCGUUUGAUUGAGAGGAUGAGAACGAUCUUGCUCCGCAUUUGUUUAGGAGGAAGGAGAUUGAUGGAAUUCGCCACCAUUUGAUAUCCGGGACGUGAGACCUGCAUGUUAUUAUCCUUACUCUCGCCUUUCUUCCUUUCCCACGUUUGUCCGGCUUCACCCGUACGCACAAAACCAUCUCCAUACGUUGGACCUUUAAUCCAAUAAUCUUCGUGAGAAAGCAGAGCAACAAGAGGGGUACUUGAAGCGGGUGUACCGGAGUUCAUCGUCGUAGUCGCAGUCCACCGCCUUGUCCAUCUUCACGUCGACGCCUUCUCCUCCUCACGUCACGUCUCGGCCAGGUGAUCCCGCGCGAGUGGAAACAGGACGCGAGGAGCGGAGUAGCGGACUGCCUUCAGACGCUGGGGGUGCCGAAGCCUGAGACGAUGGGUGGUGGGUGGUCUGCGCCCCUUCGCGGCUCGGGCGCACGGAGUGGGAGAGGAGCGUGGGAUGCCGGUGGAGGCGGCCGCCGCGGCGCGGUUCCAACUUCGGCUGCGUCCACUGCGGGUAGCAACUAAAAGGCAACAACACCAUCGCUCCUUUCUCUGCCAAACCUAGCCCGGCAACUUUUCCGACCGAGGCGUAAUUUCGCGCCCUCCUCUCCCCCGGGCUGCAAGCCCGCCGCAGCCACCGCCGCUCUCAGAAGUCACUGCAAGUCUUCUUCACCUCCUUAUGCCCUCCCGCUCCCCUCCCAUUGCCCGUCUCCUGCAUCUACGCCGCCUGUCCAAGUCCGCUCGACAUUACCUACUUCGCUUCGCCGCCAUCGCGAAGGAACACUCCGACCAGCCCCCGCCCCCGCCUCUCCCGUCGCGACCACGGUCCCCGCACCCCUACGACUACAACCGUCUCAUGUCCGCGCUCGCCGCUUCAGUCGACGGUGACGGUCACCACCCAGGCGCCGGUGCCGAGCGGGCCCUCCACCUGCUCGACGAAAUGCGGAGCCUCAUGGGGCGCCGCCCCGAUGCCGCCUGCUUCACCACGGCCGCCGCGGCGUUCUCAUCGGCGUCUCAGCCGGGAGCCGCGCUCGCCGUGCUAAACGCCAUGGCCACCGAUGGCGUCAUGCCCGACGCUGCUGCUUGCACUGUGCUCGUCGGGGUGUACGCCUGCCGCCUGCAUUGGUUCGACGCGGCCUAUGAGGUCGUCAGGUGGAUGACGGCGAACGGCGUGGCCCUGGACGUAGUCACCUACUCGACGCUGAUAUCUGGGCUGUGCAGCGCCGGGCGGGUGGCUGAGGCGCUUGGCGUGCUGGACCUGAUGCUGGAGGAAGGGUGCCAGCCCAAUGCUCACACAUAUACGCCCAUCCUGCACGCCUACUGCACGAGCGGGAUGAUACAUGAGGCCAAGGAACUCUUGGAAACGAUGAUUGCAGCUGGUUUUGCACCGAGCACAGCCACUUACAAUGUCCUGGUUGAAGCUCUAUGCAAGGCUUGUGCUUUCAAUGAAGUAGAUGCGCUUCUUGAGGAGAGCAGUGCAAAAGGGUGGACACCGGAUACAAUCACAUACAGUACUUACAUGGAUGGACUAUGCAAAGAUGGCAGAGUACAUAAGAGCUUUGCAUUGGUAGAUAAGAUGUUGUCUGUUGGUCUGCGGCCCAAUGAGAUUACUCUGAAUAUCCUCCUUGAUGGGGUUUGCCGCAGGUCAACUGCUUGGGCUGCCAAGUGCCUGUUGGAGUGCAGUGCAGAGAUUGGAUGGCAUGUCAAUGUUGUCAACUACAACACUGUGAUGAGGAGGCUUUGCGAUGAGCGGAGAUGGUUGUCUGUUGUCAAGCUCUUUGUCGAUAUAGUCAAGAAGGGAAUUGCUCCAAAUAGCUGGACUUUAAGCAUUGUGAUCCACAGUCUCUGUAAACUUGGGAGGCUUCAUGAAGCACUUUGCUUGAUUGGAAGUGAAGAGUUUGUCGCUGAUGUUGUGACAUACAAUACUUUGAUCCGUUAUCUCAACUUCCUGGGGAAAGCUUAUGAGGCCUAUCUACUGCUUCAUCACAUGAUCGAGAAAGGUAUUGCUCCCAAUGACACCACCUACAGUCUUUUGAUUGACUGUCUCUGUAAAGAGGGGAAAUUCUUGGUUGCACUUGGCUGUUUGAACCGAUGUAUGGAAGGUGGGCUCUCUAAAGCUGUAGUAUCAAGUAUUUUACGAGGUCUCAUCGCUGGUGGUAAGCUUCGUGAAUUGCAAGCACUAAUCGGAUGGAUUCUUGGACAAGGUUUCGUAUUAGAUGUGUAUAUAUACCAGGAAUUAAUCAUUUCUUUUUGUAAGAAAGGAUACUGUCGAGGUCUUGAAAUGUACAUAGUGUGUCAUAUAUUGGAAAGAAUGAUCAGGCUGAGAUGAUUUUUGACUAUCGAGGAAGAGUGAUCGGCUG